Heterobasidion irregulare TC 32-1 is the source of this 243-nucleotide messenger RNA. RefSeq lists its product as uncharacterized. The transcript has a single exon. The record is from RefSeq and is a predicted model, not a curated record. The annotation marks the transcript as partial. Gene Ontology annotation, molecular function: nucleic acid binding. NCBI's taxonomy places the organism in Eukaryota, Fungi, Basidiomycota, Agaricomycetes, Russulales, Bondarzewiaceae.
AAUCAGGAGAUCAAACAGUUUCUGAGAACAUUCUACAACUACCACCAAGAUAACUGGGUAGAUCUUUUGCCAUUUGCCGGAUUCUCACACAACAUGCAAAAACAUUCAACUACUGGAAAGUCCUUCUUUGAAGUGCUCUAUGGCUUCAAUCCCCUGUAUUCAGCAGACACAGCUUUGGAAACAAAGGUACCUGUGGUAGCUGAAUGCAUAAGGAUGAUCGCAGAAGUCCAGAAAGAAGCUGCA